CUCUUUGGUUUUGCCGACUCAAUUUUAAAAUUGUGUUUUUAUGCUGAGAAAGAGUCGAAUCCUCCCCUUGAUGAAGCAGAAGCGCAGAAGCCAAUCGCUUGAUUACAUUACAUGUUAAGGGUGGGCAUGCCCUUCCUCGAAAGCGUCGUUACGGAUGGUAGAUCUGGCUAGAUAGAAAGUUGUUGAUUGGAAACGAAUCCAUUGAAGAAAUCUGGAACUUGGGGGUUGGAGUCAUCGAUCAACGAUCGAGAAGGAUUGAGAACAGGACGUCGCUGCUUCGAUUGUCAGCACCAUGAGUACGGCCGCGGCCCUGCAGUUGGGUCUCCGCGAUGAAGCCUUGGAUGUCUCGGAGAGAGACGACAAUAUCGCCCUUCUGAAGAAACCUCCGACUCGCAAGAGUUCCCGCGCUUCCUUCCUCUUGGGGCGAAAAUCAGCUCAUGGCAUCGACACUGCUACUACUACGGGUAGUAACAAGAGUGCUUCCCGACGCCACACUCUCAACUUGUCCGUUCCGAGCAACAGCAACAGUGGCAGAGCUAGUCACAGUCGAGGAGGAGGAGGAGGAGAAAGUCGUUCCAAUUCUCCCAACAGUAAUGGUAAAAAGAACAGUAGUCCCGAUCUCCUCAGUCUCGCCUCGGCCGACAUCCCGAAUCCUCUUCGUCGCACCAUCAGCACGGGAAGUGCCACUGUGGCCAGCAACAGUACCGCCGGCAACAGUCGACGACUCUUGCGACGACGCACGUCCAUUGGGAGUGGCAAAGAAAUGUCAUCGGAAGCGAGCAGUGUGGCAAGUGCCAACAACAGCAAACGACAAUGUCCGGCCACCGUCUCGACCAUUGCCAAACCGUCCUUGUUGGAAAAAUUGCAACACGACGAAAAAUUCCGAAUGCCCUGUCCGUUGCCGAGUAUCAUGGGAGAUUCCUUGGAAGAGGGGAACAGCAAAGACGAUACUACUACGACAACCAACAACUCGGAGGAACCACAAAAACCACAGACGCAACAAACACAUCAUACUAGCAAGGCAAAACUCGUAUUUCCGUCGCCGGACGACGAAGAGGACGAGACGGAACGAACCAACGAAGUGGACGGGUUCUUUCAAUUUGAUCCCUCCAAAGCCAAAAGUGUCAAUCGACUGGUACCCGUACGAAGUGGGAGCGAAGAUGCCUCCAUUUUUGCCAUGUAUCAGACCAAAGACAACGAUAAUGAUCAUGAUAACGAUGAUGAUCACAGUGACCUGCUGCAAGUUGCAAAGAAAAGCAAGAGACAGAGUCAUCAUGACAACAACAACAACAAUCAUCACCAAACCAAGGAAUCAAGGGAGGGAGAAAACGGGGCUACUACUAGCAACAACAACAAAAUGACAGAGGGCUCUAUGGAUGGAUCGGACAUGCCACCUUUGGUACCCCAAAGUGGACACGAAACAGGUUCCUCCUCGAAUAUGAUUUUUGAUUCUGCCUGGAAUGCAGAAUUCACACUGCAAUCGGACAAUGCUAGGGGGCAUCUUGACGACGGGGACGACGAUGAUAGUGCCUCGUUUCAUGACACGCGAAAAGGCUUGGAGGAAGAAGAUAGUGACGACGACGAUGAUGAGGAUAAUGAUGAUAUUCCAUCAUUGACAGAAAUGAAAAAUGACAAGGCUGUUGUAGUAGUAGAGAGAAAAGAAACAAACGACGAGGACUCGACCGAGGAAAGAACAUUGGAGGACCCUUCCAUUGCUUCGGCAGAAUCCACUUAUAGCGACGAGGAAACGGAGGAAGACGAAGAGCCGGAAGGUCGUGAUUCCAAUCAUUCACAAGCCUUGCUACAAUUCAACCACAAGACACCCAACGGUUUGGAUUUUGCGGUCUGCGCCAGCGACGAUACCUCCAUUUUCCGAAUGGAUAGCAUUAAAACGCUUGAAGUACCAGACGUCAAAACGACCGAACUCGACAAACAGCUUCAACAGGUGACAGCGGCUCCCAAGGAUAGACGUCCCUCCAUGUUCGCCGGGGCUCUUAAAAAGGCAAGAAGUUUCAAAAAACCAUCCAGUCUCAUGUCGGCAGCCCUGGUCAAGGCCGAAUCAUUCCGCGCGGACAAAAAAUCCAUGCUCCUGGACACCACCGAUCACACUUCCCUUUCCAAAAGCGAUAACGAGCAGUGGGAAAGAAGAAGAAGCGCAACCGAAAAGACGACUCGAGUUAGAUCACACAGUGUAGAUCGAAAGUCAACAACAACAAUAACAAGCGAAAACCAAAAAGAAAACAUUGGUGACGAUGAGUUGGUCCGGGCUAGAACUACCCAUGAUAUGCUACCCACCAGAAAAGACCGAGCAAAGAGAGAACGAGCCAGCAACAGUGCUGGCCAUGAAAAAGCCCACAGUAGCAGCAGAGAGAUUGGCGAUGUUUCGGACAAACAACACGCAACACGUCGUGAUCGGGUGAAAGGGCGUCGUGAAAGCGCACGUGGCGGCAAGUCUAUGGACAUCAGCAAUGAUGAUGAAAGGAAGGAAAGGCGUCGCAAACGAGAUGCCGUGCGAAAGGCCGCUGUCGCAAAGAACAUGCCAGGCCGUACGAUAAGUGAAAACAGCCCCAAAAAGAGACCAGGGCAUAUUGGGCAGGGGCGGCGAAGGGGUACCGUGGCGGGGGACUCGAGCAAUAUACCCAAGGUAGACAUGGAUCAAAUGGAUUUGAGUAAGGAUGGGAAUACCACAAUGCAUGAGAGUAAGACAAGGAGGCGUUCUACCAUCCGAAAAUCCCAGAGCGUUAGGAACGUGGCUUCGCCUCCUCGUUCCAGUUUGAGAGAGGCAUCCAGAAAGGCUUCUUUGCGCAGAACGGCCAGCAAUGACGAGGGGAUCACUGUGGGAACGAGGCGCCAUUCCACCAAUGUCAGCCGGAGGCGUCCUUCCGAAGCAAGGAGCAGCGGUCGAUCUCGAGGAAAUAAAGAUCGCGAAGGAGCUGAACAUGAUAUCGACCGAAGCGUCAGCCGCGAGAAGCGAAGGCACUCUCGGAGGCCUCGUCGAGCCAAGGAUGUCGAAAGCAAAGAUGACGAUGCAAUGGACAAGAGCAUGGACAGAAGCGGAGAUAGCGUCAAUGGCACGAGAUCAAGGCGACGAGAUGCCGUCGAUAAGAACAUGGACAGAAGCGGCGAGAGCGUGAACGGCACGAGAUCAAGGCGGCGAGAUGGGACGGAAAAGAGCACAGACAGAAGCGGGGAAAGCGUCGAUGGAACAGCCGGUAGAACAAAGCGACGGGGCGAAAAAAGACCUUCCAGGCGACACAGGAGAAGUGUCGAGCGGGGCACUGGUGGAGAUGGGACAGAAAAAAGCAGCAGCGCCAUGGGGGGGAGCAGCAGACACCGUGGCAGCGCCCAUAGCAACGGACGUGGAAGCAAUCGAGGGAGCAACCACGACAAAAAGAAAACAGACAACGGCAGUUCGACUAAGUCAAGUGCGGGUACCGGUACCGGUACCGGUUCGUGGGUGAAAAGUGGCAACAACAGCUUUGUGGUCGUCGCGAAGGAAGGAGGCGAAACAGAGGAGAAAAGGACUUCGUCGCUAAGAGUUGAGCGAACUUUCGAUGCAAGUUUCCCAGACUUGAAGGCAGCCAAUGACAGCCUCAGUGGAACUUUCCACAAUGACCUGGAAACCGAUGGCCCCACGGAUCGUCGAAAGAGCUUCAUGAAGUCAUUGUCUUCAAAGUUCGGGGCGGGGCAAAGCACCAUUGGCAAGGGAGCCCGAAAUAUCAUCAUCGGCGGCACCCGCGCGGAAAAGAAGCGCUUGUUGAGCGGCGACGAUGAAUCUGUGCUUUCAUGACGAUGACGUGCCUAUUCUCGAUGCGUAACGUUAGCCUUGCAUAGCUAAGUGUGUAAUUCUUCUUGGCCUAAUAAACAGAUGAAGCAAUGCCGUACUACUUGUAUUAGUUAGAUACUACUAGUAAAAGAUAUAUGUC
Molecule: messenger RNA, 3926 nt
Organism: Seminavis robusta
Lineage: Eukaryota; Bacillariophyta; Bacillariophyceae; Naviculales; Naviculaceae
Source: the annotation of a GenBank genome assembly